This is a messenger RNA of Chelmon rostratus (copperband butterflyfish), 4404 nucleotides long. RefSeq lists its product as uncharacterized. The transcript has 12 exons. Lineage: Eukaryota; Metazoa; Chordata; Actinopteri; Chaetodontiformes; Chaetodontidae. Bases 365 to 1837 code for a protein of 490 amino acids. The record is from RefSeq and is a predicted model, not a curated record. Gene Ontology annotation, biological process: amino acid transmembrane transport. Gene Ontology annotation, molecular function: basic amino acid transmembrane transporter activity; L-amino acid transmembrane transporter activity. Gene Ontology annotation, cellular component: membrane.
CGCUCGGCAGUGGGUGGUGCCUCACAUCCUUUGGCGGUUGAUGAUGCGGAAGGGUUAGCUUAAACGCCGAGGAGCUAAAGUUGCCCACAUGUGUUGCUGAGUGCUGCACUGGAGAGAAAAACGACACAACUAAGAGUGUGCCAGUGGAGAAUAACUUCUUGGAUUCAACAAUGGCUGUUUGACACUGACAGUUUUCCAGUGACCAGACACUCCCACCUCACUUUCUCUUGUCCUGGUCUACACCCCUCUUGUCUUUGUAUUGUUCUAUGCUUUCACCUCGUCUCAGUCCCUGGUGCUGCCGCAAUCUUUAUCACUCCCCUGUUACCUCUGCUGAGUUGAAGCUGAAGGCUGUAAGUCCAUCAGAAUGGUUGCUGAGGUAGACUCUGCGUCCCAGGGCAGCGGCGUGCGGCUGAAGCAGGAGAUUUCCCUCCUCCAUGGGGUCUGCCUCAUUGUGGGAAAUAUGAUAGGCUCCGGCAUCUUCGUCUCACCUAAGGGGGUUCUUAAGUACACAGGCUCAUUUGGCCUGUCCCUGGUAGUGUGGGCCAUUGGAGGAAUAUUUUCUGUGUUUGGAGCCUUAUGCUAUGCUGAGCUGGGUACCACCAUCCGUAAAUCUGGGGCUUCCUACGCCUAUAUCCUGGAGGCCUUUGGAGGUUUUGUGGCUUUUAUUCGACUGUGGACGUCACUGUUGAUAGUUGAGCCAGCUUGUCAGGCAGUGAUAGCCCUGACCUUCUCCACCUACCUGGUCCAGCCCUUCUACCCAACCUGUUCAGCCCCCUAUGAUGCUGUCCGCCUCAUCGCUGCUGUCAUCAUAUGUCUGCUGACUUGUGUGAACUGUAUGAAAGUGAAAUGGGGUGCUAUUCUUCAGGUCAUCUCCACUGUAGCCAAGGUCCUAGCUCUUAUCGUCAUCAUCAUUACUGGCCUGGUUAAGCUAGCACAAGGUUUUGACCAGAACUUUGAGGAUUCAUUCAAAGGCUCCAAGCUGGACCCUGGGGAUAUGGCCCUGGCCCUGUAUUCAGCACUCUAUUCCUACUCUGGCUGGGAUACACUCAACUUCAUCACAGAGGAGAUCAAAAACCCAGAGAGGAAUCUGCCCCUGUCCAUCGCUAUUUCCAUGCCCAUUGUCACAGUGAUCUACAUCCUGACCAACGUAGCUUACUACGUGGUCAUGGAUGCUGACAAAGUGCUCAGCAGUGACGCCGUUGCUGUGACAUUUGCAGAUGAGGUGCUGGGCUGGGCUCGAUGGCUGAUCCCAUUGUCGGUGGCAAUUUCCUGCUAUGGAGGCCUCAACUCCUCCAUCAUCGCUGCCUCCAGGUUGUUUUUCGUUGGUUCCAGAGAAGGCCACCUACCUAAUGUCCUGUGCAUGAUCCACAUUAAGCGUUUCACUCCAAUUCCUGCCCUGCUCUUCAAUGGUGCCAUGUCUCUGUUAUAUCUGUCUGUGCCUGACGUGUUCCAGUUGAUCAACUACUUCAGUUUUAACUACUGGCUGUUCAUUGGUCUGUCAAUAGCCAGCCAGAUCUACCUUCGCUUCAAAGCUCCUGAUCUGCACCGACCAGUUAAGCUGUCUUUGUUUUUCCCCAUCGUCUACUGCGUGUGCAGCAUAUUCCUGGUCGUGGUUCCCCUCUACAGUGACACCAUUAACUCUCUGGUGGGAAUUGCUGUGGCGUUGUCAGGUGUACCAGUCUACUACAUUUGCAUUCACCUGCCACCCACCUCCAGACCAGCCUUCCUCAAAAAAAUACUUGAUGUGAUCUCUCUGUACACUCAGAAACUGUGCAUGUGUUGUGUGGCCUCACCUGAUAUUGACCUGGACAAUAUAGACCCAGAAAAGAUGGAAUGAUGGAGCAGAGACAAAGGACUCCGGUGAGAUGCUGUUUGGAUGGAUGGAAGAGGAAGAAUGAGCACAAAGGAGGCUGUGAGCUGCAGACAAUCAGGAUUUAGAUGAGUAUAGCUCGACUGAUUAAAGGGAGUGAAGAGAUGAGCUCAUCACUCCUCUUCUCUCACACAUGAGCCAUAGAAAUAAAGUAGAAUUAAAAUUUUGUACAUGAUAACCCUCCAACAAACAGCACUGCGCAGAUUAACUCAGUGGAACACGUGCACAUUCACAUGCUAUUGCACAAUGCAGUGUUGGUUGGGCAAUUGCCUCCAUAUGUGCCCGAAAACUGCAACUCGCACACACACAUAAACUGACCGAAAGCCUUGCGCCGACACUGCAACAAGUGGAAAUGAACAAUCUGAUCCAGAGGGAAUUGACUCAGUAAAGAUGCCUUUGGUUACUUAUUCAAAAACAGUAGGUUUUACAGAAAAAGCACAAAAAACAAGGUUCGUUGAAUGCGUUACAUGUGUUGGAUCACUUCAAGGAUGAGCAUUAGGGGGUUUCAAACCAGUGGUUCCAAUGCUUUUUUAUGCUUGUGACUAUUAAAAAUGGCCAAUUCAACUAUUUAUUUUGCCUUAUUUGAACAUUUGUUAGGGCCCUAAUAAAAAUAAGAUUAAAUAGUGCGUAAGCAAAAAGUGGAAUGACAGAAAAAUAGCCAAAAUAUUCAAUUUUGGUUUCUCACAACCCAUCAAAUUUAUCUUCAACCCAAUGGUGUGGGUCCUAACCACUGGUUUAAAUGGUGAAAGGUUUUGAUGGAUUUGCAUUGAGAUCAGAGUGGUUAAUGUGCCAGUGUGUGUUACUCAUACAUGUAUUACAGGUCUGAGUUUUAAGAGUUUAUACAUCAACGGUUUGGGUACGGCAGCCAGAUCUAGUCCAGAUACAUUGUUCUUGGACUUUUUAAAACACUCAUGUAAACUGCAGCAAAUUUGCACAUCUUGCAUUUCCAGUUUUGUUUUACAACUCAUUUGUUAAAGAAAAGCUUUAUUCUGAUCUAUUGCUGAAGUGAAGGACCAAGGUUUGUACUAGUUCUGAACUAGUUCAGAAUGAGAAAGAGGUUUUCUACAAAAGUGCUGUAUUUUUCCUGCAGUUAAGACAAGCUGGUGUGAUGUGUCAGUUGACUUUGAUUGGUAUUAUUUACAAGUGGUAAUCCUUCUGUGGAUAUGAUCAUGAAUCAGUCAUGUGAAAUGUUUCCAUCUGAAUCUUUUCUAUGUAUCUUCAGGCCUGUAGUUGAUUUCUGGUGCCUCCCAGUGGUAGCUCAUAUUAACUUCCAGGGACAAGCUAGAAGUGUCCCCAGCAUCACUCAAGAGCACCUCUGAAACUUUUGUUUAUGCUGUUACUUGUUAUUACUGUUAUGUGGUUCUCUGUUUUCAGCCAUAUACAACUCAGACGGGUGAGAGGAAUGUAACUAAAGUGUUAUGGCUAUCAAAAAGGUUUUCAGAGUUUAAGCUCAUGUGAUGUGAUUUGUAUGUAGAUUUGAGAAAAUGUACCUGCAGGACUCCUCUGGGGAAUGUUUUACUCCACAAUGUGGUCUUUGUAGAUGCAAAUCUCAGGAUCAACCAUGUUGAUGUGCACACGUUGUUGCUGGUAUUUAUCUUUCUUUUUUUUUUUUAAACACUCUUGUCUUAACAGUUUAUAUCACAGAUGCGAUAUUUAAUGUAAUGCUGCAUUUUAAAUAUAUCAUCAAUGUGGACCAUUUGUUCUAAAUGCAUAACCAAAGGUCUUAAACAGGCUGAUAGUUGGACCAUCUUUCUGCUCACAGAGUACAGUGGGCCUGUAGCAAAGUGUCUGCUUCCUAGUGAGAAAACUUUAGCUGUAGCGUGUUGAGCUACAGGUAGAAACGAGUCCUGUGGUGUUUGCAGUGUACGGUAGUCUUUAUGAACUAUAUGUGCCUUCUGUGAGUGUGGUCUGCCAAAGGAGAUUUUUAAUAUUGUAACGUAACUUUUGCGUACAGUGUCUUGAGCACAGUCAUAUUGACACUUUGCUGUACAAUUUUGCCAAAAUGUUUUUCAGGUGGUCAAUUUGCGAAAAAUUAAGCAUCUUAAGAUUUUGUAGUUAACUGUCAGGUGGGAAUAUUCAGGCCUUAGAUUGAACCAUUUUGAGCGUCUCGACACAAAGCACUUCCUCAACACCAGCCAACAGAAGCGCACAGAUAUUUGUUUAAUGUUGCUUUCUCUGGAGUCAGUCCUCAUUUCAGUUGUGGGUGUUGUUAAGAAGAGAAUCACCUUGUAUCUGCGGUUAACAGAAUAGUCUCAAUGUAUAUGCUUAUAUUAUCAUGUUAUGAACUUAUAUACUCAGAAUGUUGCAGUAUAAUGUAUAUUUCAUGUGUUCGGGUUGGGUUGUGUUUGACAAAGCUGUGUUUUGUGUGUUUGUAGAGUUAUGUCUGAAAGUGCUUUCUGUACUGACCGUUUUAUUUAUCAUAUUUUGGACAAGCCAAAUUGUGAGAUAAUGCUUUUCUGUGGAGGGGGUUGUGUUUAGCCAGACUGAGGCAUCAAAGUGUUGUGUUUUAUAUGAAUAAAGGCAAGUACAGAAUA